AUGUCCUAUGAUGAGAAUUUAAAUGUUGUUGUUGAUAUUUUAUCCGUUAUGACGUUGAAAGCUUUUUUACCAUUAUUUAUUUUAACAUACGGUUCAAAAAUUAUUAGGAUGGAGUUAAAGUGGCGUAUUUAUUUAUUAUAUGUUGCUCUAAUUUGGGUAAUUAUUCUUACUUGGUAUGAAAAUGAUCCUUUCUUAUGGGAUGAUGAAAACAUGAUAAGUUUUAAUAAAAUGGAAUUAAUACAACAAGUAACGUUGAUAUUAUCAAGUUUUUUAUUAAUUUGUACAAUAAUAUGUCAUAAAAAUUUUGGUAAAGGACUUAGAUAUUACCUCGAAUUUGAUCAAGAAUUGAAGUAUGAAUAUGAGGCUUCAAAAUUAAAGUUUAUUGAUGACGAAUUUGAUUCAGAAUCAUUUCUUUUAAUUUUUUGGGAAUCCGUUAGAAAGUUUUUUGAUUUUCUUAAUUUUCUUAAAGAAUGGUUGAUAGAUGAUCAAAAACAGAGAUCAGAAAGGAAAAAUAACGAUAUAAAAGUGAUUAUAUUAUAA
Funneliformis geosporum is the source of this 540-nucleotide messenger RNA. NCBI's taxonomy places the organism in Eukaryota, Fungi, Glomeromycota, Glomeromycetes, Glomerales, Glomeraceae. The record is from the annotation of a GenBank genome assembly.